Molecule: messenger RNA, 1459 nt
Organism: Oryzias melastigma (Indian medaka)
Lineage: Eukaryota; Metazoa; Chordata; Actinopteri; Beloniformes; Adrianichthyidae
Exons: 5
Coding region: 169-1149 (326 amino acids)
Source: RefSeq, a predicted model, not a curated record
AGGGGGAAGACUCAACAAGUUGAGUGACGAAUGCUCGGUCGAUCGACUGACGUCACUCGGUAAUCGUUGCUGAGUUCAUUCCGCGCGAGCUUCGAACUGUACGUCAACAAGUAAGCGCGAGACCUUUUGCCAUAUUUUUUCCCACUUAAACAAACUCCGUUGAGGGUGAUGCGUCUCAGACACUCCUCUAAAUUGAUGGAAGGCUUUCCGAAAAGCCCCAUCCCCAAGAACAAAGCUAUAAAUUACAGUCUGAGAAGUCAGAGAUGGAACCCAUCGUUAGAGAAAACCCAGUCUUAUGACCACAAGACUGACUCCGAACACGAUCAAGACGAAAAUUCAGACGUUCCAAGUAUUUCUGAUGAGGAGGGUGUUGGGAAGAGCGGCAGCCCGUCAGAGUCGGCUGAUCCUGAACUGGACGGGUCAAGUGAGGCCUGCUGGUCGGACUGCAGCAGCGUCGCUUCUGGACCUUCCUUUAGACGUUAUGCAGCUUUGAGGGAACCGGUACUUUCACAAAGCGUGUGCUCCACCUGUCGCAAGCUCUAUCAAAGGGCGAGGAGCAUGAAGGGUCCAAUUACAGACAGACUUUACGACAACGAUCCCAGCUCUCUGACAUGUGACCACUGGAUUCUGAUUAAAAAGAUAAAGCCCAAAAAGCUGACUCCAACCAAAAGAAUUGAAAGCCUCAAACUGGAACAGAGAGAAUGUGGAGAGAGAGAGUCUCCAACGUGCUCCAGGCCUCAUAUUUUCCUUCAGAGAAAUCUUCGACGGUGCAUCAAAAAGCCUUCAAGAAAAGUGGGAAAGAAGAGGAAGAGGAGGCGAUACAAUACUAAGAAUUCUUCAGUUGCUAAGAAGCAGCAUUUCCAAAAGAGCAAUCCAGACCGGAACGUCGGCAGCGUUGAUGCUAACGACUGCGCAGACAACUCUUUUUGCAGCGGCUUUGGUUGGGCCGACUGCAGCGGUCAAAGUGUCGACCAUGAAGCCGCUUUAGAUGUGACUAUGAAGGAGAUGCCGUCGACCGUGAGCCCGGAAACCAGUGACUUCAAACAGAAAGCCGAGAAGAAAGAACCAAAAACUAAAACCUCCUUUAAAGAUCUGCUGACUCAGUGUUUGUACAACAGCAGCGGCGUGAUCACCAGAGAAAGACAUUAGGGGAGAAACUUUUUUAUUUAUUUAGGAAUUUCUUACAACAGAUUCAGUAAAGAAAAAAUUCUGAGUGUUUUUGCCUCCACUAACUGCUGGGUUUUUUUCUGUCCUGUUGUUUUUGGUUCCUUAUAUUAAACCGUUUAAACUCAUUUAGAGAGUUCUUAAGUUGGUUUUGUUGGAAAGUUUUAAGCAGCUUUAAAACUCUAAAUGUAUGAAGCUAGUUACUGCUAUAUUGCUUUAUAAGUGGGGUUGUGGUUUGUUGACCAGAGUUGAUGGUUUUGAAUGAAAAAUCCAAAUAAAAAAAAGAAAUCUCAAA